This is a messenger RNA of Monascus purpureus, 2073 nucleotides long. NCBI's taxonomy places the organism in Eukaryota, Fungi, Ascomycota, Eurotiomycetes, Eurotiales, Aspergillaceae. The record is from the annotation of a GenBank genome assembly.
CUUCUUUCCUCCUCCCCAUCCUCUUUCCUCUCUGUCAAUCCCAUCCCCGACGCCCUUUCCCUGCUUCCCCCGCCGCGUUGACCUCAUCGUCACAAUGUCUGCCCCGGAGGGUGACAAUAAUAUUGCCCAUGCCCCUGAGUAUGAGGCGGCCGUGGAUGACAAGUCUGCUGCUCUUGAGGCCAACGAAAAGGCUCUUUCCGUCACUCCUGAUGGCGAGGAGCCCAACGAAGAUGAAAAGGCUACUCUGCGCCAUGUCGCUGAGAACCUACCUCUUUCCGUCUGGCUCGUCGCCAUCAUCGAACUGUGCGAGCGUUUCACCUACUAUGGUAUGCAGGGUCUGUUCCAGAACUAUGUCAACAACCCUCUCGACGGCAGCAUGGGCCGUGGUGCCCUAGGUAUGGGCCAUCAAGGUGCCACGGGCCUUACCACCUUCUUCCAAUUCUGGUGUUACGUCACUCCAAUCUUCGGUGCCAUCGUCGCUGACCAGUACCUGGGCAAAUACAAGACCAUUGUUAUUUUCGCUUUUAUCUACGUGAUUGGUCUGCUUAUCCUGGUCCUCACUUCGAUCCCUGUCUCCCUCCAGCAUGGUGCUGGUUUGGGAGGCUUCAUCGCUUCUAUCUUGAUCAUCGGUGUGGGUACUGGAGGUAUCAAGAGUAACGUCGCUCCUCUCAUUGCCGACCAGUACAAGCGCAAGAAGUUGGCUGUAUCCACCACCGCAAAGGGUGAGCGUGUCAUCAUUGACCCCGCCCUGACCAUCCAGCGUAUCUACAUGAUCUUCUAUGGCUGCAUCAAUGUUGGCUCCCUGUCGCUGCUCGCCACCCCGUUCAUGGAAAGAGAUGUCGGCUUCUGGUCUGCUUAUCUCCUGUGCCUGUGCAUGUUCGUUAUCGGUAUCAUUGUCCUUGUCAUGGGACGCAAGUUCUACGUCGUUCGUCCGCCGCAGGGUUCUGUCAUCACGGACGCCUUCAAGGCCCUGUGGAUCAUGAUUAUUAACCGCAACCUGGAUGCCCCCAAGCCCAGCUGGCAGGAGGCUAACGGUGGCCGUCGCACAAACCUGCCAUGGGAUGACCACUUCAUUGACGAACUCAAACGCGCCCUCGUCGCUUGCAAGGUCUUUGCCUUCUACCCUGUCUACUGGGUGGUAUACGGCCAGUUCUCGAGCAACUUUGUCACCCAGGCUGAACAGAUGGAUGGCCAUGGUGUCCCCAACGAUCUCAUGCAGAACUUCGAUCCCAUCUCCAUCAUCGUCCUCAUCCCAUUCCUGGAGAUGAUUGUCUAUCCCAUUCUCCGCCGCUUCCACAUUUCCUUCCGUCCCAUCUCCCGUAUCUCCCUUGGUUUCGUCGUCGCCUCCCUUGCCAUGAUGUAUGCUGCCAUCAUCCAACAUGUCAUCUAUGUAUCCCCGCCCUGCUACGGAAAGCCCCUCUGCUCUGCCUCUGAGGUGAAUGGCCAAGCACAAGGGAACCGUGUUCACAUCGCUGCCCAGACCCCUGCGUACGUUUUCAUUGGCGUCUCCGAAAUCUUUGCCUCAGUCUCUGGUCUGGAAUACGCCUACACGAAGGCUCCCCCGUCCAUGAAAUCCUUUGUCCAAUCAAUGUACCUGCUCACCAAUGCAUUCGGAUCUGCCAUAGCCGAGGCCCUGACCCCCGCCGCAUACGACCCGGCCAUCAUGUGGAUGUUUGUUGGCUUGGCCGUCGCGUCGUUCCUGGCGGGUAUUAUCUUCUGGGUUGUGUACCACAGUCUCAACGCCAAGGAGGAACAGUUGAACAUGAUCGAUGCAGAAGACUAUGAGCAUGCGAAUGAGGAAGUGGAAAUGGACGGGGAUAGCCAGGUGGAAAAGAAGUGAACAGGUGAUUGGUUGUUUACGAUUAUGUUUUCUUCUUAUCCUCUUCUCUUUUACUUGUUUGCAGCUUGGCGUUGGUGGGAUGGAUGUGCAUUCGCAUUCAUAUUCAUUCAGUCGUAAUUUGCAUUAAGAUAGCAUCUACUGUAAUAAUGUUUAGGUCCUAGAUAAUGCAGUCUAGAACUCAACAUUCCGUGGAACGUGUUGCUCUCUCGUAAGUCGUAGCGAAUUGGAAUAUG